GGCCUGGGAGCCCGCGGAACCCUGCGCGGCGAGCGGAGCGCCUGGGUGACGGCAGCAGUGGGGCGCGCGAUGGCUCCGGCCGGGGACCGUGAGGGCUACUGGGGCCCCACGACCUCCACGCUGGACUGGUGCGAGGAGAACUACGCGGUGACCUGGUACAUCGCCGAGUUCUGGAAUACAGUGAGUAACCUGAUUAUGAUUAUACCUCCAAUUUUUGGUGCAAUUCAAAGCGUUAGAGAUGGACUGGAAAAGCGGUACAUUGCUUCUUAUUUAGCACUCACAGUGGUAGGAAUGGGAUCCUGGUGCUUCCACAUGACUCUGAAAUAUGAAAUGCAGCUUUUGGAUGAACUCCCAAUGAUUUAUAGCUGUUGUAUAUUUGUGUACUGCAUGUUUGAAUGUUUCAAGAUCAAGAACACAGUAAACUACCACCUGCUUUUUACCUUAGUUCUAUUCAGUUUAAUAGUAACCACAGUUUACCUUAAGGUAAAGGAGCCUGUAUUCCAUCAGGUCAUGUAUGGAAUGUUGGUCUUCACAUUAGUACUUCGAUCUAUUUAUAUUGUUACAUGGGUUUAUCCAUGGCUUAGAGGACUGGGUUAUACAUCCUUGGGUAUAUUUUUAUUGGGAUUUUUAUUAUGGAACGUAGAUAACAUCUUUUGUGAUUCACUGAGGAACUUUAGAAAGAAGGUACCACCUAUCAUAGCUGUUACCACACAGUUUCAUGCAUGGUGGCAUAUUUUAACUGGCCUUGGUUCUUAUCUUCACAUCCUUUUCAGUAUAUAUACAAGAACACUUUACCUGAGAUGCAGGCCAAAAGUGAAGUUUCUCUUCGGAAUCUGGCCAGUGAUCCUGUUGGAACCUCUCAGGAAGCACAGAUAAAUUAUUCCACUAAGAAAACAAAAAAACACCUGCCGUAGGCCUGGCCAAAGGAAUAAGGAGAUCCUUAAAGAUCUACAUGCUCAAAUUUAUCAUGACCAUUGCAGCUAAGGAGUGACUCUGACUAACGCUGUCAGCCCCACGGAGAGUGAGGGAUGGCGCUUGUUGGAUGUUUAGCUUGUGUCAUUGUCUCCUUCGUCCUCCUCACCCCCACCCUCACCCUAAGAUGUUUAAAAAGAAACAGACAUUGUAUGUCUAUAUAUACUUGAAUGCUAGAAAAAUUGGGCUUUUCUUAACAGGUUAACAGUUUGUGCUGAUAAUAGGAAACUUACCAUUUCCUCUUUUUUUGACAACAGUUGCAUGUGAAUUAUACUUUCUUAAUAUUUGGUUUUAAAUAAUGAAAUCAGCUAUAUUGGCAAAACCCCAUAUCCAGAAGGCCAGCUAUGAGCUAGCACUUAGCUGUGUCAGCCUUGAUUUGUAUUUUUGUCCAAGUAAGUAACCUCAUGACAGUUGGUUUUCCAAAGUUUUUUUGUUUUGUUUUGUUUAAAGAGCGAUCAGUGGGAUUUGGUAGUUUUUCAUUGUCUGCCUCUGUGCUAAUCCGAGUGUGUCAUAAGCGAGCUCAAAUCUGCCACUGGGUUGUCACAUCCCAGCUCUGGCUUGUCUGUGUGUGGCCACAUCACAGCCAAUCAGAGUGGAGGGGUCAUCUUGCAACCUUUAUAGAGGCUAUGAGAACACCUGUGUAGAAUGUUGUCUCUCCAGACACUUAAAGGUGGUUGUUCUGUUUCCUUCAAUCUUUGCAGAUCUUUACAUUGUACUAUAUUUAUGGCGAGGCAAACAUGAUUGGUGGUCUGGUCUGCCCAUAUUCCAGCCUGGCAUAACUUAUUUGAAGUUACCAAUGAAUGUCUUUAUACUCUGACUUUUUAAAUUAUGCAAUACUUUCCAGUUUUCAGAGAAAAUAUGUUGGGUUAUCUAGAGCUAAAUGAUCAGGAUCCUAUUUACAUAAAGCUUUUUAUUUAGAAUACCUGCUCCUUCAUUUUUUGAAGGAAAUAGAUUUAAGGGUUGGGAACAGCUCUAACUUACUUGAACUUGUAACAGAGCUCCCGAAAGUUAAAGUGCUGAAAACGGCAGUGAAAUCUCACUGUAAGGCAGCUAGCGCUAAUUUGGAUUUGAAUGUAUAACAAACUGUGUCAAUUUUCACGAACACAAUACCUGCCCGGGUUUAAAAACCUGGUUUGACCCCUUUGCUCAUGUAUCACCGUAUUUGUAGCUGUAUGCCAUUAGCAAUUUUAUGACUCUUCUUGCUUAUACAUUAUUAUAAGAUGCAGAUUGUUGUUAUGAGCUUCAAAUGGAGGCUCAUUUUUUUCUUAUGCAAAGGUAUGAAAUACGUCUGUCACCCCUCCAGCAUUCAGCAAGUAGCCUUAGUACAGUUUUAAAACCAGUACAAAUUUUGUUUUUUUCACCUACUUGCCUUAGUUUUAGUCCAAAUAGUAUUUUCCUUACCUUAGCAUGCUAACAUGCCAUUAGACAGAUACUUCCCCCUACUUCUAUGAUCCUCCAGAGAGAAAAGCACUUGCCAAAACAUAAAUGUAAAAGAACUGUGGUCGUGCCUUAGGAAAACAUGAAACUAAACAGUUCCAACACAGCCCACAAGACUGUUCUUUCUUUUACCACGAGAUUCUGACUCCUGGCUACAUUUCAUAUGCAGCUACCUAGGUUAUCAGCCAUUUUACAUUUUUACACCAUUUGUUUCGCACCAUUGUCCUUUGCACUCAAGAUAUACUUCUGCUUAAAGAAUCUAUAUAUAGAAACAGGCACAUCCUUAAUCAUAGUGCUGCUAAACAUUGGGAAACUGAGGUUCUACAGUAGUAGAGUCAGAUUAAGUGUAUAGAGAGCACAUCCUGACAGAGGCUCUUUAGUUUGUUGAAUGAGCAGUUCAGCCACCACUUGUUAAAUAAAGUUGUCUAAGCACCUCACCUGAGCAGUAUGAGUACCACUGGGUGACUUGUACCACUGGCUGGCCAAUUUUUCAAAGACCUUUGUUUCCAUCAUGAAAACAGGAUCAAACAUUUUACAGGUAUUGAGCAAGAAGCAGAGACUAAAUCCAGUCUCUUUCAUUUUCCAAGUUUUUGCCCCAUGUGGCUCUCUUUUUAGCAGCCUAAGUAUUAGCACACUUAAGACUUUGUAUUUGUGCCACAGCAGGUAUUUUGGAAAUACUGCUAAUCUUUAGGAUAUUGCUAAAUCACCUUUAUUUCAAUGGUUUUAUUUUUUUUCUUCUAGGAUUCUGGGUGGGCAUUAUAGGGUUGGAUUACUACCCCUUUCCCUUCCCUUUAUUUUCUUGGAGGACUUCCUGUUAACUAGAGUAUACAAAGAAAAAAACAAAAACAAAACAAUAAACCCUGCUUCCUGCUAAGCAAAUAAUGGUUUGUUUGCAUAUCACCUGAUGUAAAAGAUGCUCAUCUGUGUGCCCUAUAGUAAAUUAUAUUUUAGAAAACAUUAAUACUUUAUGAGGAUGUGAAAGAGGCAAUUUACUUGCACAUUUUAGUGUCCUUCCUGUGUUGCCCUUUUCGCUCCAGAAAAUUUAAAGCAGUUAGACUUUUUUUUUUAAAGGAAAAACUAGGUGAAAGGUGGUUGUGUUAGUCAGAUUGGUCAUUCUACCCACUCCUCCCCACCUUGGUACAUUCACGAACAUUGCCACCACCUGAAGUGAUCUCUUUGAUCCUUGUGAUAUUAUAUAAAUCGAUCAUCAACAGGAGAAACAUUCAUUUUUGAAUAAUCUACAAAUGAGAAACCCAAACAGUAGUAUGUGGUUUAGCAGAAUUCGAUCAAAUAUUAUGGUUUAACCUUAUUGCAAAAUUUCCAGGACUGUUAAUCUGGGCUUUCCUUCCACUAAGAGGAUUUUUCUUAUACUUUAGAGGAGGGCUGAGUCAAAGAAAAUCAAAAGACCAAAAAUUUCCGGUACACAAAGCAUGAAAGCCCUCAAAUGCCUGCCAAAACGAAGUUCCAUUUUAAUGCAAACACCUUCCGAAUUUAGCCAAUGUCCCUAAAAAUGUUUAAUACACUACUUUAUUUUCUUGAGAGUUUUAAGGGUUCCAUAUUAGUUUAUUCUUGAAAACAAUCAUCUUUUGCAGUUUACAGUUUAGCUCUCAAUUCCACAUUUACAUGACAGAGACAUUCAUUUAACCCUGUGGUUUUGUGAGGUGCUAAUGGAUAAACAUUUGUGUAAAACUGAAAUUUCAAAGAGAAUCAGUUAUCAUUGGAAUUUGCAACUAUAUGGCGAUUUGCAGAUCUACCUUGGUCUACAUUUUACAUCAUAUCAAUGCCAUAGUAUAAUUGGUUUGAUAAUUUGUUUUUUAGUGUCUAGAAUUACAGCUUGUUCACUAUGCUGUAAACAUUUGGAAAUAAUGACUAAAAUUUGGCUGGAAGUGGUCUUUGGAGGAGCUGUAAAACGAAGAAGAAAAACAAUGGUCAUGACCCCUCUGACUGAAAAAAUUCAAUGCUGUUUUUUAAACCGUGGCACUUCCUUUGAGAGUAAGGAGACUUCUUUCUUUAUUGCUGAGGUUUGUGUGAGCCUGCCAGCGGACCUAAUUUCUCGUGUCAGAGAGGGAAACUCUCUCCUCUGUCCUCUUAGAGUCAGUGGUUGGGAGCCUGAGAAUUUUUUUUAUCAGUAGUUGGGGGCCUAACAAGUGACAGGUUAGCAAUGGAAAAGGCAGACUUUUAUUCACACACUUACAUGGGAGUGCAGAGAAAAAUGUGACUCAAGGAGGCAGAAUGGGAGCUUAAUAAGGAAAAGGGCCAGGGACAGAGGGCACUUAUGGGAAAACAAAUGACUUUUAGGAAAGGCCUUAAGGAGAACAGGUGGAGGAGAUGAUAGUUUCGUGACAGCGUCUGUUCAGGUGCAGUACGAAACUCCCAGGAAAAGGACUUACGACGGCUGAGUUCUUUUGUGAGUCUCUACUUUUAGGCAGAUAAAGGGACUUCGGGGGUGGGGGCAGAAAGAGGCUUCUUCUUGCAUCUGCUAAUUCCCAGGUGCCUUUAGCUCAAAAUAAUUCUUUUGCCACAGUGGUAUAUUCUGCCCCGCCUUUCUGGCACCUGUCUAAAACCUCCCACAGAGUUUAACCAGAAGCUGAAUUGGUGGCUAUGGAGAGAGGUGUGUUACAAGUUGGGAGGUAAGAGAUCUGUGAAGGAAAAGACAUAGAUUUUCGGAGAAACAAAAGGAAAAACAAAGCUUAAUUGUUACAGUAGAUUAUAAACUCAGUUUUCGAGUCCUGGGGGCAGUCAAAAGGAUCCCUAGAAGUUGGUCUUGAAGUGUCUAUAGGCAGUGGAGUAAGGGCAGACAUAGUCUCAGUCAUGCUUAUUUCCUGAAGCUUAAAGAGCCAUGUUCUUGUGAACUUUCUGAGAGCCAUGAGCUGUCGUAGUGAUAGCCCCUUUAAAGUAUGGCAAGUCAUCCAGCUUCAGCUUGCAUGGCUUCAGGAAAAGGGCAGUUUUAGUUCUCAGUGAUACCAGUCAGGAGUGGGAGAAAAUUGGAAAUGUUCAUCACUGAAAAAAUGCACAAGACAGCAGGAUCCAGCUUACAAACAGGUGAAAGUAUAUCAGAGAGAACGAACAGGACUAGAAUCUAGUUUUCCACUGAAACAAAAUUUCUCUCUAUACUCACCCUCAUUUUCAUCAAAGACAGUUAGGGAAAGACUAUUUUUGUUUGCAAAACAAGUCUAGUCUCAUCACACUUGGCCUAAUUGUUUAAAUGCAACAAAAAUAAUCAUUAAUGACAUAGGCCUUUUAACCUUGUUUUGCUUGGACUUUUAUCAGGAAUCUCAGAUUGGACAUUUUAAAGCCUCAAGCCUCAGAAGCCAAGCCAAGGACUCACCAUCAGGCUUCCCUUGCAGUAUCGGCAGAUGUAGAUGAAUCCCUCCUUCUCAGGGUUCCCAGAACACUCUGAGCUUUUUGGGCCUGCCAGGAAGUGGCCUUCCUCCCCAACCUGUGAGGCCGGGAACCCUGCAAGGGUGCCAGGCUGGUUUUCCAAGAGAGCGUUGUAAGCACUGGCUCCUUCUAAGUCGAACUUACUUCCUUAAAACUAGUCAUAUCUUAUUCUAUGCAUAUCUUCUCAAAUACAACGUUCUAGUCAAAGCCUUCGUAAUAUAACCAGUGCUUCCUGUUGUGUCCUAUUACAAGGAGAAACUCUUUUUGGACACACUCAAAUAACUAUCUUGCCAUAAAAAUAAGAAUAUUCAAAGUUUCCAAAUUUUGGAGGGAUCAGCCAUGGAAGAAAGAUAAAUGUUUUAUUUUUGUUUACAAAGAUGUAAUCUACUAAAUUCUGUACGUUUUGUAGAUAGAUUAAAAGAGUUAACGGGGUUCCUUAAAUCUGGAAAACAGAAAAUUAAAGAACAGCAGUACUAAAUUUAUGGUUAGUAAUUAAUGCUUCAGUCUUUUAUCUUAUUUGGAAGUGACCUAGACCCAGAUGUAGAUACUGCUUCACUUGAAAAUCAAACUGAAGAUAAAACUCUGGCUUCGGACCAUGAACUAUCAUCUUGAGUAAUGAAACCUUGAUUGAUGUCAUUGAGUGAAAAGCGGAAAACAUAAGGGGUAACAAAUUUCAUCAAACAUCAGCCCUUUCCCUAGUAAGCCAUCAGAGCAGCUAAGGAGAGGGCGUCACUAAAGAAUUUAAACAGAAUUAUUAACUGCAGAAUUUCUGCUGUUCAUGCACAUUCAGCCAUUUUGAAGAAGCAGGACUGACCCCCGUUUUAAUACACUUUAAAUAUCUAGUAUCGUUUCACAAGACCUUCAUUUUUCAUUAAAUUCAGCAAGGUACUACCUGUUUUGAUUUGUAGCUAAUGUGGAAAAUGAUCACAGGAAUAUUUCCUACUAGAAAACCCUAAAACCUAACUGAAGAACUUCAAUUACAGGCAUGCAUAUGACUUAAAAUCGCCCCACUCUGCUUAGCUCAGCAGCUGGCAACAUUAUACCACCAACCACACGUCACACUUUGCUCACAGUUCCUUUCGACCCUCAUUAACAAAACCUCCUCCUUGUGUGCUUUAAAGAACACAGUGUUAAUAUUUAAACUAGAUUUAGUCAUUGGUAAUUUGAAUGUUCACCAAAUUGUCAUAAACAUUCUGAAACAUGGCAUUAUGGCAAGUUAGAUCUGCAGAUCAUCACUUUUAAGUCGAGUUUACAGAAGUAACUCUAAGGUUGCAGCAGGGUACAUUCAUUAGGCAAAUCGUAAAAUAUAUAUAUAUAUAUACCCAAAAGAAAAUGACAAAAAUGUUCUGUGAUACCAACUGGCUGUAGACCGCGGAUAGGCAGACUACAGCCCCCAGGCCAGAUCCAGUCUGCAGUAGAAUGGGCUGCAAAGUAAGAAUGAUUUUUACAUUCUAAGUGUUGUUUAAAUGUACAAAAAGAAAAAGACCGGCAAAGCCUCCACGGUUCACUCUGGUUCUGGGAGACCUUCAGCAAGUGAGCUCCAUAGUGGCAAACCAGUAGUACUCCUGACUGCCCUCCGCAAGGUGAUUCAAUGUGUAUUUGUUGGAAUGAAAUAUUUUAUACACUUAAAACCUCUCAUUUCUAUGGUGAAUGUAAUCAUAUGAUUAGUGUUUAAAUAUUUACACUAUAAAAUUAUUUCUUUAUAUCAGUUUUACUAGAUUGGCAGCAGUCUGCUGCGAAGUGCCUAAACCUUUGGAAAAAACUACAUGAUUUUGUUUUUGUUAUAAAGGGAAUUCCAUCCCAUACCGUAAAGUCCAAAAAUGUUAGUAGCAUUCAUCUUUUGAGUUGACUUCCAGAAAGUUGGGCUCUUUAGACCAUUUUUUCUCAUGCCAUUUAAAAUGUGCCAUAUAGUAGUUGCAAAGAAACUAACAAGCUAUACCAUAGUCAUGUGCACUUUUUUUUUCAAAAGGAAAAGUUCAACGUUUUUUCCUUUUCAAGGUAGUCCGAGUUUCUUUUUGGCUCUUUGUAGAGCUAAAAUGUUUAAUACCUAUUAAUACAUUAGUCUAUUUUAAGAAAUAGCUGUUAUCAAUUUCUGUUUAAUGUACUGAUUGGGUAUUGUUUAUUGUCAAGCAUUUUCAUACUUUUAAUAUUGCUGGGUCAUUUAUCAGUGUUACCAGCCGAUAAACUAUUCAAGGUAAUUAUAUGGUUUCCUAGUUUCAUUUUGGUAUAGAUGUUUGUUCUGCUAGCAAUUAUUUAAUAAACAUAGGUUGUCCUGAAUCUGUUCAAGGAACUAACCACUUCUAGGUGAUCUCAUGUCUGCUUAUUCACUUUUUCCAUUUGAUUUUCCAAU
Pteronotus mesoamericanus is the source of this 8140-nucleotide messenger RNA. It is a transcript of the gene ACER3, whose product is annotated as alkaline ceramidase 3. The record is from RefSeq and is a predicted model, not a curated record. Gene Ontology annotation, cellular component: endoplasmic reticulum membrane. The transcript has 11 exons. Gene Ontology annotation, biological process: ceramide metabolic process; phytosphingosine biosynthetic process. Lineage: Eukaryota; Metazoa; Chordata; Mammalia; Chiroptera; Mormoopidae. The coding region runs from base 70 to 876 and encodes 268 amino acids.